AUGAUCAGUAUCUUGGCCACUGGAGAGAAGACAAGCAAUAACAACGUCUGGGGAACCUUUAUCAACGCUGGUGGUUGGAAAAGCGAUGGGGUCAGCUUCUGUUUGGGUUUCUUGACACCAGCCUUCGCCUUGGCUGGAGUUGAUGCAGUUGUUCAUAUGUCGGAAGAAAGCUACAAUGCUGCACUUAACGUACCCCGUGCAAUGAUUUGGUCCGUCAUCAUCAACGGCUUGGCUGGAUUUGCGUAUAUCCUUACCGUUUUGUACAGUAUCACAGAUACUGAAGCAGUCCUCGCCACUCCGACUGGAUUUCCAAUCAUUGCUGUCUUUCUUCAAGCCACAAAUAACCAGAAAGCCGCGACUGCAAUGAUGACUGCAGUGAUCAUCAUAUCUACCUCCAACAAAUGCCCGACGAACGCGGUUCUCUCACUUACCGUGGCAGUCUCACUACUUUCGCGUAUCAACAUCGGCUCGACAACCGCAUUCAACGCCUUGAUCUCAUUGACGACACUGGGAUUCUAUUUCUCCUGCACCAUCCCCACAAUCCUGUUUGCGAUCCGACGCUUCAACCGUCCCAACCCCAUCGAUUAUAGACCAUGGACAAUGGGUAAGAUUGGUCUGGCGGUUAACAUUCUGGCAGCCACAUUCUGUGUCGUUCUCAUCAUAUUCUUACCGUUUCCACCUGUACUCCCGGUCACAGGGGUCAAUAUGAAUUACGCCUCCCCAGUGUUUGUUGCCGUCAUGGUUUUUGCUGUCAUCAACUACGUUGUUCGUGCGCGAAAGCGGUUCACGGGUCCUAUCAAAGAGGUCAUUAGCAAGACCAGUAGCGACAAUCUAGAUCUUCAGUUAGUCAUCGCAACAAAGCAUGUACCUUCAGGAUAG
Molecule: messenger RNA, 879 nt
Organism: Exophiala bonariae
Lineage: Eukaryota; Fungi; Ascomycota; Eurotiomycetes; Chaetothyriales; Herpotrichiellaceae
Exons: 3
Coding region: 1-879 (292 amino acids)
Biological process (GO): transmembrane transport
Cellular component (GO): membrane
Molecular function (GO): transmembrane transporter activity
Source: RefSeq, a predicted model, not a curated record